GCAAAAACUGGAUGUGGAGCUGGAGAGCUUAAAAAACUUACUUUUCCUAACUCCCGCCAUGGAUGUUACUCUCCUCAUUAGCUCACUAAGCAAGGGGCUGUAGAACAACAGUGAAAAAUACACCUUAAAAACUGUUUUAUCAAGCAAUUGCUGUCUCUCCACUGCAUGACCAGCAGGGCACACGGAGCAGCCAGGGGAGGUCGCAAUGACAUCACAGAGCUUAUGACAUUGGAGGGGCCAGCACCUCUACUUGAUAUAGCUACAGAUGCCAGGGCCUUGGGCCAAGAGCUGCCUGCUGAAGCAUUUGUUCUAGAACCUGCAGUCUCCUGGCAACAGCGGGACCAUCCCUGGGGAGCCUUGCUGCAUCCCAGCUCCAGCCCUGGUGACAAUGCCUUUUACCUCCUGGCCAUGGUGACUGCACUGGACCACUCGGGCUCCCCCCCUGUGUCCCUUGUGGCACCUGGGGGCUGCUCCGGGCACACACCCAGAACUCCCGCUGAACUACAACCCUGGGCAAAAGACCCAGGUCCUUUCUACAAGGAGCUGGCAAGCCUGCCCUUGGCCUGGGAAGGGGACACGGAGGAGGAGCUCCUCCAGAUCUGUGCAUCGGACUUGCUGCUGGGCUCCUCUCUGAGGAAGAGGCCGCGGUUGUUACCCCCCCACAGGAAGAUGCAUGUCGAGGUAUGGAAAAGAAAAGCGGCAUCUCCCCAGCUGGAGGAAGAUGUGAGAAGCCCGGUCCCUCUGGAGUACAGUCACCUGGUAGAUGCCAUGGCAAUGACCGAGCUGGCAGACAUUUCGGAGGUGGAAUCUUUCUACCGGCAGUUCACUCCCUGGCCAAGACGACGAGGCUCUUGCAGGAGCAGUAGGGGGGCUCACGCUCACUCGGCGAGCACGUCGCCUGCCAGGGAAGCCACUGAGGCUCCAGGCAGGGGCUGCGAGCCGCCCCCCAAGAGCAAUCGCAAGAGAGGCCUGGCCUCCGUUUCCACCCUCCUGCUGGCUGCCAAGCGGCCCAUGGACAAUGCUUGGAGUGCGCACCUCCCACCCAAGAAGCGGUACAUCCAGUACUGA
This is a messenger RNA of Pelodiscus sinensis (Chinese soft-shelled turtle), 1068 nucleotides long. Lineage: Eukaryota; Metazoa; Chordata; Testudines; Trionychidae. The record is from RefSeq and is a predicted model, not a curated record.